This is a messenger RNA of Rotaria sp. Silwood2, 877 nucleotides long. The record is from the annotation of a GenBank genome assembly. NCBI's taxonomy places the organism in Eukaryota, Metazoa, Rotifera, Eurotatoria, Philodinida, Philodinidae.
AUGUGUCAAUCUUAUCAACAAUGUGUGUCUGGUAAAUGUAUCGAUCGGGGAGUAUUAUCGUUUACAUUGACUUGGAAUAGAGUAGGUGAUGGGGAUAUUGUUAUCACAAUACCCAAUGGAAAUACAAUAAUGUACAGUAAAUCCGGUCCCAAUGCCCAAACGAAUUAUGGUCAGUUAGAUAUAGAUGAUAAAACAGGCAUGGGUCCAGAAAAUGUUUAUUGGAAUUAUACAGAACCCGACCGUGGAAUUUAUCUAGUCUGUUUUCAGCAGUAUGUGUUUAGUCCAUUUGCCACUCCAAGUAAUCCAAUAACGGCUGUCGUUGAAGUGAAACGGACUGGGCAAGCACUGCAAACGUUUAGGAAAACAUUUACGCAACGUAUGCCAGAUCCUUUGCCAAAUAGUUGCCGAGAAACGUAUGAUACCUAUAUGGGAUCAAUUUUUUAUUAAGAAAAGACAUUCUGAAUAAAUUCACAUUGUUUACUUGAGGGUAUAUGUGAGUGGAGGUGUCGGCAUCCAUGGGGGUUGUGGGAUGUGCCUAUAGGGGUAUGGGUGUGGCAAUAGGAAUUCGUUGCUUCUCUUCGCGAGCACUCACAUCCAUCUAGUUUUCAAACAUCGAAAAAUGUGACAGUGUUUUGAGAAUAUAAUCCUCUUUUGAGUGGGUCGACAUAUGUACUGCAAAGUCGAAUAAACGAAGCAAGAUUGUUGUUAACGUUCUCUCUUCUCUCUAUGUGUGGUUCGAUAGAGAUAUAUGUAUUCUUUUAUAUCGUUAUAAAAACAGUUGUUAAUUUUACGGUACGAAAUAAAGUAGUCCACGUACAUCAAGGACAUACGAAUACAUAUAUCUCUAUCGAACCACACAUAGAGAGAAGAGAGAACG